UUAGAAGUUGCUCUUUUGUUUGUUGCAGAUUGCCUUGCAAACACAAGGGAAUAUAUAUGAAGAUGUGCCACUGGUUGAAGGUCAGGAGAUUAAGCCAAGCAUGUUCAUUGACCUUGAUCAUGAGUACAUGUAUGUCAUGACAGAUCACAAGUUGAUGAAGAUGAAGUUAUAUAACUGUUCCCAGUACACAACAUGUAACUCAUGUCUACAAGCUGGCAAUCCAUACUGUGGCUGGUGCUCCCUGGAAAAUAAAUGCAGCCUAAAAAAGGAUUGUGCCAGUAAUGAUCAGGUGUUGCGCUGGCUGCCAUACAGUGGUAGUAACAAUUCUUGUCCAUCCAUUACAAGUGUCAUCCCCAAACAGAUACAGAAAGAAUACUCCCAUUCUAGAAGCAUACAGCUGAAUGUGUCAAACCUCCCAAGUUUUGGAACACAUCCAUAUCAGUGUGUGUUUAGCUACAGUAGGAAUAUUCGGAUUAUUACGACCAACAAAACACUAGACAACCCCAACAACAAGGUUGUCCGGUGUAACACGCCGGAGACCCAUCUACUACCGCCCAUUCCAACUGGUGAAGAUCAUAUAAAGAUGAAUUUAUCAAUCCAUAUAUGGGGACGUGACUUUGUGUCAAAGGAGUUCACUUUCUUCGACUGUUCCUUACACAAAUCGUGCACAAGCUGUACAUUGAGUGAGUUCCCAUGUACAUGGUGUAUACAGAACCAUGUUUGUACCCACGAUGUGGAAAACAACUGUAAGAAACAAGACCUUGUAUAUGGUCAAAACUCUGUUGGACAUACAAUUGGACCAGCAGAAUGUCCAAGAUUCGAACUUCAGGGUAGGAAAACAAACAAGAUUCUGGUACCUUCCGGUAUCACAAAGAAAAUUACUGUGAAAGGUCUUCAUAUGAAGGAUUUUAUGAAGGAGAACAUUCGCUGCGAAUUCUUCGGAGUGCGGGAAGUUGGUGCAAGGGUCACAGAUGCUGGGUCAGAUCAAAUAUACAUAGAAUGUAAUCAAGUGGAUUUUUCAUAUGCAGACGAUAGGCCAGAAAUGAAUGUAGUGUUCCAUAUAUACUGGAGAGAAGGCCUUGAAAGUGUACAAAGAGCACUGGAUAAUCCUGAGAAAAUACAAGUGCGAGUUUUUAAAUGUAACGAAAUGGCUAAAACAUGCGGGCAUUGCAUGCUUCUAGAUCCUAAAUUUAAUUGUGGCUGGUGCAAUGAAACGCAAACCUGUACCAUACAGAACAAAUGCCCUUAUUGGGCAGGAUCCUGGUUGAAUAACAUGCACUCUUGCUCCAAUGUUGAAGUGUCUAGCAUUGAGCCAUUGACAGGGCCUAAAAUGGGUGGUACCAAAUUGACGAUUCUUGGUAAAAAUCUUGGCAAGUCUAAAGAGGACAUUGAGGGCGGAAUCAGUGUGGCGGAGGUGGCCUGUAAUCCAAUUAUAGAAGAAUAUCAGCCUCCAUAUCAAAUUGUGUGUCAGACAGGACCGAAGGAUAAAUAUGUGACAGGAUUUGUGCGUGUAGUGAUUGGAAAUACAUAUGCUUCAACUGCCAAACAAUCCUUCACCUAUGUCGAUCCAGAAUUGAACAGUAUUUCGCCUACACGAGGACCAGUGUCAGGUGGUACUAGAGUGACUAUCAAUGGUAGAUUCCUAAAUGCAGGAACUUCGGUGACGGUUAUGUUAGGGACAAACAAAUGUCCAGUUAAACAGAGACUUGAAAAUCAAAUUAUUUGUGUAACAUCAAAAGCCAUACAGAAUUCCACAGCCAAAAUUUCCGCCAAAUUUGAUGACCAGGAUGUUAUUAGCCUGCUUGAGUUUGUAUAUAUAGAAGAUCCGGUUAUAUACUCGGUUGAGCCAAUCCGAGCCAUUGUGAGUGGUGGAAUAAAAAUCCUGGUCAACGGCACCAAUUUAGAAUACAUACAGCAGGCUCACAUGAUAUUUAGGAAAGAAGGAAGUCGAAGGAAGAGGAAUGUACAGGAAUACACCGGGGACUGUCGUAUACCAGCAGCCGGCGAUCCGUACAUGUUCUGUUACUCUCCCAUGAUCCCUAACAACACAGUCACUGAUCCAAGCGGUGUCAAGUUCUCGUACGGAAUACAACUGGACAACACUUACAUUGACAGGUCGCAACAAAAUGAAAUGUUUACCAUUUAUCCAGACCCUAUCUUUGAGAUAUUUUCCGACCAAAAAUCAUACCAAAGUUCAACCGAUAACUACCUCACUAUAAAUGGUCGCAACUUGAAUUUGGGCUUCAACCCAAGUGAUGUAACUGUAAAGAUUGGCAAAGACUUCUGUAACGUGACCUCCAUUGAUAAGAAUGGGAACCAGUUGAAUUGUAAACCACCAAAGAACCAGCCACCAUCCGAAAAGGGGAGCAAGUACCCUGAAGUUGUGGUCCAAGUGGGAAGAAAUUUCAGUAAGCAGAUAGGUUACUUGAAGUAUGAGCAGACUGAAAUUCUACCAUUACCUGUGAUAAUUGGUCUUGGAGCUGGCGGAGGUGUCCUUGUGCUUGUUGUUAUUUUCUUUGUUGUAUUGUGGUGUAUUAAAUCAAGAGAAAAUCUGAGCAUGAAGAAAAAAUGGCAGAUACAAAUGGAUAACCUUGAGGUCAAGGUCGCAAAGGAAUGUAAAGAAGCUUUUGCCGAACUACAGACUGAUAUGACAGAAUUGACGAGUGAUCAUUUUGGACAAAUUGCCAUCCCGUUCUGGGACUACCGUACUUACUGUAUGAGAGUCCUAUUCCCCCAGGAUGAGGAUUCUCACCCCGUUAUAAGAGAUCUUGAUGUUGACCCAUCUAAACGAGAACAAAUUGAGCAUGGUUUGAAGUUAUUCUCACAACUGAUUGGGAACCGAACAUUCCUUCUAACAUUUGUACGUACACUAGAAGCCAACAAAAAAUUCAGUAUGCGUGAAAGAGUCAAUGUGGCGUCACUGAUUUCUGUAGCAUUACAAACCAGGAUGGAAUAUGCCACAGAGAUAUUAAAGACACUGCUUUCAGAACUUAUAGAGAAAUCUGUAGAGGGUAAAAAUCAUCCUAAACUGUUGUUAAGACGUACAGAAUCUGUCGCUGAGAAAAUGUUAACUAAUUGGUUUACAUUCUUACUGUAUAAGUUUUUAAGGGAGUGUGCGGGAGAACCGUUGUUCAUGUUAUAUCAAGCCAUUAAGCAGCAGACGUCAAAAGGUCCAGUAGAUAGUGUAACUUCAGAAGCUAGAUAUUCUCUUAGUGAAGAUAAACUAAUACGACAACAAGUAGAUUAUAAAACUAUGACCAUAUAUGUUCAAGAUAUGGAGCAGUUUGGUCAACAGUCACACCCUGUAAAGGUUUUAGACUGUGACACAAUCACCCAGGUGAAGGAGAAGAUACUAGAUGCUAUAUACAAGAAUGCUCCAUUUAGUAGCAGGCCUACUAAACAAAAUGUUGAUCUGGUAUUGUUUGCUCAAUCUGCUAAGCCAGAGUCAGAGUGGGACCAAAAUACACAGAAGAUGAUCUUAUGUAACGUUGAUAACACUACUAAACUGGAGGGUGAAUUUAAAAAAAUGAACACAUUAGGCCAUUAUCAGGUACCGGAUGGUGCAUGUAUGGCAUUGGUGCCUAAACAGACGCCUUCUAUAUACGAUCUGUCCACAACGUCAGAAAAGUCUUCCAAGAGCUUCGAUUACAAACGUUUCGGUAAAGAGGAAUAUGGCAGUGUGAUAUAUAGUGGUAGAAGUCCCUCCCUCAAUAGGACAGCAUCACCACAGAAUGUUCAUAUAGAUAUAGAAAACUCUAGUAAUAAUGGUGGAACCAAAUAUUACCAUCUUGUUAGACAACAUGAUCAAGAUAAUGCAAAGGAAGGAGAUCGUGGAAGUAAGAUGGUGUCAGAGAUCUAUCUCACCAGACUGCUAGCAACAAAGGGCACAUUGCAACAGUUUGUAGAUGAUUUGUUUGAGAGAAUCUUUAGUACCGUUCAUAGAGGUACGUCGUUGCCGUUAGCGAUCAAAUACAUGUUUGAUUUCCUUGAUGAUCAGGCAUUGUUACAUGGUGUUCAGGACCAAGAUGUUGUGCAUACAUGGAAAUCCAAUAGUCUUCCACUACGUUUUUGGGUAAACGUGAUAAAGAAUCCCAACUUUGUGUUUGAUAUAUAUAAAUCAAACAUCGUCGACUCAUGCUUGUCAGUAGUUGCUCAAAACUUUAUGGACUCGUGCUCAAUGAGCGAGCAUAAAUUAGGAAAAGAUUCCCCCUCUAGUAAACUGUUAUAUGCCAAAGAUAUACCAACCUAUAAGAGAUGGGUUGAGAGGUAUUAUCAAGACAUCAAAAUGAUGCCGGCCAUAAGCGAUCAAGAUAUGACGGCCAUGAUGGCCGAUGAAUCAAGGACACAUCAGGAUGAGUUCAACAUGAACGCAGCGUUGUAUGAACUGUAUAAAUACGUACAACACUAUCACGAGGAUCUCAUUAGUGCGCUAGAUGAGGACGAGUUUGCGCGAAAAAAUAGACUCAACUAUAAGUUGGAACAAGUCCAUUUAGCAAUGACUGGUGAGGCGUACUGCUGACCACGGGAAUAAUAUAGUGUCCAGAAUAUUUGUGGUAGUUCGUACACAUAUGUCUAAGCCUGUUUUUUUAUGUUAAUGUGUUUACAAUGGAACCAGACAUAUAGACAUACAUAAAUUAUGCAUAUGUGUUGAAGUUGUUGACAGAUUGUGUGUACAAGAUGGGAAACUGCAUUAACUGUAUGGCAAAUUGUACCAAGGAUAAAGUUUCUUGAUAGUUCUUUAUAGUAGUAGAAGAAAAUAUGUGUCCUUAAUACAUCUGCUAUUCUUGUUGAUAUUUAAAGGAAAACAUGAUUUUUUGUAUAAUCUGAUGGUCAGAUAUAUAUCAUUCUUCUUCUACACGAGCUGUUUCAUUGUAGAAAGAGUGCCAUUUUAUUGCAUUACAAUUUUCAUUUAUAUCUUUUUUAAACCAUUUUUAGCUCUUUAUUAAUUGUUUUCAAUGUGAAGUCAAUUUUUAGGAAAGAAAAACAGUAUUUUAGAAAUAACAAAGGUUGAGUUACGCAUGUCAAGUGUUUAGAUUCAACAUUGGUUAUACCCUUAAACAGAACAUACAUACAUUUGAACUUUUUUCGAUUCUCAAGUGGGAGAUUUUUCUUCAAAAAGAGGGAAAUUUUUGAAUUUGCAAUAAACAAAGAAGGAAGUUCUGACACCAAAAAGGAGAUUUCUUUUAUUAAUGAAAAUACCCCUUAUUUUAUGAAAAAUCUUUGAAAAUAUAGCUGCAGAAAGUGGGAGUCUCCCGCUAAAAGUGGGAGAGUUCACAUGUAUGAACAUAAUGAACGCAUGCAGAAUGAAACCGUAGAAUUUGCAAACUUUAUUAUAAAAAAGAUUUAUAUUUAUUGUAUUAUGUAAGUAAUAUUUAACUUGCCAAAGAGAUAGAUAGAUGAAUAGGGCUACUAUAAAUCAAUUUAUUAUUAUUUUCUAUACUGAAGAACGUGUAAAACCUUUUUUUGCGACCAUAUUUAUGAAAAAGUUUCUUGGCGUUUUUUUUCUUUCUUUUAAAGAAUGCUUCAAUGUCAUAUCAUUAUCUUGUUGCCAUAGUUACCUUUGUAUAUAACAAGCAUUAUAAAAUAUAAAGCUAUCUUAAUAUACUGCUGAUGCUAGAAUAGAUUUAUUCAUUAAAUAUUGUCAUGUUUGUAAAUUAUUCUUUAAAGUCGCAUAACAUAUGAAAUGAUAAAGAUAUACACCAUUUUUACGUAAGUGACAUAAGAAUAUAGGUUAGUAAAGUAGAAAUAACCUGAUGUUUUUUGGGUUUUUGUUAAUUAUUAAAUGUUUUUAGUUUGGAGAUGACUUCUUCACUGGUUUUCAUUUAAUGUAUGUGUGAUGAUAAGAAAGGGAUACAGUCCAUUUUAUUGAUAAGAAAGGAAUACAGUCUAUUUUAUUAUAAAAUAUUCAAGGAUAUCAAGAUCAAAACACUUCAGAGAAAGCAGACGACAGUUUUGAGUCCAGUCUGAACAUAGAAAUUGAGGAUUUUUAGCAAAGUGGUUGUAACUAGUAUGUUGUAUGUCAUAGGAAAUUAAUAAAAGAAAUUGACAUAAAAGACAGAGAUACCGGUACAUGUUUGUGGACUGAUCUGACUCAACAAGAUUAUGGUAUGGGCAUGCUUUUUCUAAAAAAAAGAUAGAAAAAAGGUUAAAACAUUAUACAAGCGCAUUCGUUGGGCCCUUAAGUUUAAUCUAAAACUUGUGACAGGAGACCAGUCUAUAAAAUGAUGUAUCUGAUUGGUUAACUCUGAUUUAAAAUUUUUAAAUUGACCAAUGGCAGGAAAGCAAAAAUUAUAGACUGAUCUUAUUAUAUUUACCUCUUUAUUUGUAAGCUUUUUUCCAAGAUGUUUGUAUUUUCUCAAGAUCUUUUGCAAAAGUUUCCAGAUAUAUAUCAAAAAAUUAUUUAGAGAGAUAAAAUUUGGCAAGUGUGUCAUGUGUUCAUGGAGAAUGUCAUAUUUUAACUGUGAUUUCAGUUCAGAUGUUGUCAGGUUGUUUUUUUUCUUUAUAUUGAUUAAUUAUGUAAUAAUUGUAUUUUUUGUUUGAAGAAAAUUUUUUAAGAUUUAAGGGGUUUAAAGGUGUGUGAAUUUUAGAACAUUGUUUCAUUGAUAUUUUUUUAAUUGUUUAAAGGUUUUCUCGAUUGUUUAUACCAACACAAGAUGCCUUCAUUUUUUACAGUAUCACAUUAUUUGAUGCUCAUUUUCUUUUACUUUUUUU
This is a messenger RNA of Ruditapes philippinarum (Manila clam), 6711 nucleotides long. Its product is annotated as plexin-A2-like. The record is from RefSeq and is a predicted model, not a curated record. Gene Ontology annotation, cellular component: semaphorin receptor complex. The transcript is spliced from 29 exons. Gene Ontology annotation, molecular function: semaphorin receptor activity. Bases 101 to 4519 code for a protein of 1472 amino acids. NCBI's taxonomy places the organism in Eukaryota, Metazoa, Mollusca, Bivalvia, Venerida, Veneridae. Gene Ontology annotation, biological process: regulation of cell migration; positive regulation of axonogenesis; semaphorin-plexin signaling pathway involved in axon guidance.